GCACUCUGGGAGUGAUUGAGGAAGUAAAAUGGCGGAUUUAGCGAACGAAGAAAAGCCUGCCAUUGCUCCACCCGUCUUUGUGUUUCAGAAGGAUAAAGCACAGAAGUCCCCUGCAGAGCAAAAAGGUUUGUCGGAUUCAGGCGAGGACCCACAGGGAGAGGCUGAGUCCCCCCACGGUGGUAUGGGUCACACAGAAUCAGCUGGUGAGCGCGACUUUGAGCUUCCUGCUCCCGCUGUUGCCUCAGUCAGUACUCUGAUUCCUGCUUCUGAAGCCCAGCUUGCUCCUAUUCAACAAGAACUGGCAGGGAGGUCAGCAGAUGGGUCAAGUCCAGAAGAUGGAGAAGAAUCUGACCGUGAGGAUGGGAGUUACUGUCCUCCUGUAAAACGUGAAAGAACUUCAUCUUUAACACAGUUCCCUCCUUCACAGACAGAGGAAAAGAGCAGUGGAUUCCGGCUGAAACCACCAACACUUAUCCAUGGCCAGGCACCCAGCGCAGGUCUCCCAAGCCAGAAACCUAAGGAACAGCAACGAAGUGUACUACGCCCUGCAGUUUUACAAGCACCACAGCCUAAGGCUUUUUCACAAAUGGUUCCCAGCAGUGGGACCAAUGGUGUAAACAUCCCACCAGACUCUGCAGUGGCAGCCACAUCAGAAUCAUUAAGUAACACAACACAGAAAGUUUCUGACGCUGAAGACCAGGUGAGAGAAUGUCAGAAAAAUGAGUCUAACAAUACUUCAGAGGAUGAAAACGGCGAGAAGUCAGAGCACAAUGCACAGCAAGCAUUUGUAUUUGGGCAAAACUUAAGAGACAGAGUUAAGUUGGGAGAUGAAAGUGAUGAAACAGCAGAUGUACAGAAUGCUGGGCUUCCAAGCUUGGAAACACCAUCGGCAACAAACUACUUUUUGCAAUACAUCAGUUCCAAUUUAGAGAACUCAACAAACAACGCAGAUGCUUCCAGCAACAAAUUUGUAUUUGGACAGAACAUGAGUGAGAGAGUCUUGAGCCCACCAAAAUCAAAUGAAGCUGGUACAGAAAGUAGCAAGGAAAAUGCUGCUACAGAAUCUGGCUCUGAAUCUUCUUCACAGGAAGCUACUCCAGAGAAAGAAUCACUGGCAGAGUCUGCAGCAGCCUAUACUAAAGCAACAGCAAAGAAGUGUUUACUGGAGAAGGUAGAGGUGAUCACUGGGGAAGAAGCAGAGAGCAAUGUGUUACAGAUACAAUGCAAGUUGUUUGUGUUUGAUAAGAACUCUCAGUCUUGGGUGGAAAGAGGUAGAGGACUUCUGAGACUCAAUGACAUGGCAUCAACAGAUGAUGGAACGUUACAAUCUCGACUAGUAAUGCGGACUCAGGGGAGUCUCAGGUUAAUCCUGAACACCAAGCUCUGGGCUCAGAUGCAGAUUGACAAAGCCAGUGAAAAGAGUAUCCGUAUCACAGCCAUGGAUACAGAGGACCAGGGAGUCAAAGUUUUUCUGAUAUCGGCAAGCUCUAAAGAUACAGGACAGCUGUAUGCUGCAUUACACCAUCGGAUCUUGGCUCUACGGUGUAGAGUGGAACAAGAGCAAGAAGCGAAGAUCACAGCACCUGAGCCAGAGGUAACACAAUCAAAUGAAGAAGAUAGUGAUGAUGAUGUCAUUGCUCCUUCAGGAUCAGCUGGAAGUGGUCCUAAUGAUGAAGGAGAUGGGCAGAAUAUUGGCAGCACAUAGCAGCUGUGAGGCCAUCUGCCUGCAAGGCUGCUGCAAAC
Emys orbicularis (European pond turtle) is the source of this 1743-nucleotide messenger RNA. It is a transcript of the gene RANBP3, whose product is annotated as RAN binding protein 3. Lineage: Eukaryota; Metazoa; Chordata; Testudines; Emydidae. Gene Ontology annotation, molecular function: GTPase activator activity. Gene Ontology annotation, biological process: protein export from nucleus. The record is from RefSeq and is a predicted model, not a curated record. Gene Ontology annotation, cellular component: cytoplasm; nuclear pore. Bases 29 to 1705 code for a protein of 558 amino acids. The transcript is spliced from 17 exons.